Molecule: messenger RNA, 2460 nt
Organism: Anopheles stephensi (Asian malaria mosquito)
Lineage: Eukaryota; Metazoa; Arthropoda; Insecta; Diptera; Culicidae
Exons: 3
Coding region: 906-1940 (344 amino acids)
Biological process (GO): nucleobase-containing compound metabolic process
Molecular function (GO): nucleic acid binding; 3'-5' exonuclease activity
Source: RefSeq, a predicted model, not a curated record
GUUUUCCUGUUGCACCCGUCACUCCGGCCGCUGUCAUUUCGCACAUUGGGCACAUUGCACACCGGCAGCUUUCGAUUGAAGUGAGAAAAUAUGUGUUGCUACGGUUAAAAUUGCCCAAUGUUUUGGGGCCAUUACUGUUACAAACUAAAGUUAAUUCACAUUUACGCAUGUUUUUAGUAAUUAUGUGCAUCUUAAGAAAAAUACAUCUUUCGCUUUGGCACCUCACAGAAAUGGCAAAGCAUAGCAUAGGUCAGAUUGAAAGACUUCUUCACGGGUGUGCAGGCCACUCGUCGGCUUUCUGGUCACGAGAACCGAUUUGUCAAUCGCGGCGCCGCAUUAGUUUUGUUCAGUCCGUUUUCCCCGAAAUCUUGUGAAGCAAUUCUGGCGUACAGACACAGCGCGAGCCGUACACAAAAGAACGUCUCCGCUCCUUUCACGCCCCGUGAUGUCUAAGCCCAAGCAUAACAAAACCACCAUCUCGAAAGCGGAGCAGCGUGCCGAGUACCGUACCUUCAAGACCGUGUUCCUGUACUGCAUUCUAAUCAUUGUGCUGCCCGUGUUCACAUUCUUCACCUCCAAGCAUUGGCUAUUUGAUGGGCUGCUGCAGCUGUCCAGUGUGACGAGCAACAUCUAUUCGGCGGUCAGUGCAGUGGUUGCACUGCACGUGGCCCUGUUUCUGUUUAUCUACAAGGCCUACUUUGCGGUUAGCAGCGAUACGCCCGAGUCCCUCGGCAGUCGGCGGGGGGAAAAGGUGUCCCAAAAGGAAGACUAAGCUAAGCUGAUCGCGGUAGCAGUGCGCCACAGACUGAAAUCAUUCCAAAGUUUGCACAGUGAGUGUUGUUGUAGAGUGGGUGGCGUGCCGGGUUUUGGUGGUGUUCGCGCAAGAACUAGACAACGGCAACAAGAUGAACAGGAUAGAUUUAGAAAUCGGGCAAACCGUCCUACUCGAGCUGGAGGAUGAAUGUUUGCUGGGGAAGGUGUCGCACGUAGCGUCCGAUCGGUCAUUCAUUCGAUUGUCCGAUGUGCGCGACACCAGUACGAAGAAAAACUAUGGCGUGCAGACGUACUACAACUCCGAGAUUCGCUGUGUGCAGGUUGUCGCUUCCGAUUAUCGGCCGAAGCUCGAAGCGAGCUGUCGAUCGGACGGAGGCGUUGUCAGGUCCAAGCAGCUUACGCUCGAUAACCUCAACAGCACACUGGAACAGAUCAGCAACUACGUAUUUAUCCAUCAAACCGACGCAAAGUACCACGACACUGUUCGAUUCCUCAAGAAGCAGCACCAUUUCGGCAUUGCGAUGGAAAGCAUCGAGCUGGGGCGGCACUCGAAAACAUCUUCCCUGCUCACGAUCGCCACGCUCGACUCGAUCUACAUUUUCGACAUCAAAUGGAUGAAGAUCACGGCCGACUUGCGCGAUCUGUUGGGCAACGAUCGGUACAGACGCGUGCUGUACAACGGCCGGCUGGUGAGCGACACUCUGCUCCACAGGUUCGGUGUACCGUUGGGGAAAUGUUUCGACCUUAUGGUGGCUCACAUUGCCAUCAGUAAAACCGCGGAACGGCCGGUCGAGAACACGGUUUCUCUGCAACAGUGUGUGCAGAGCCACCUACAGUUGCCGGACAAAUUCUUCGAUAUGGCUAUCGACUUCAAUGUACGCCCGCUAAACGAUGCAGCGAAGAGGGAAGCGGCAAAAAAUGCAGUAUUUCUACUACCGCUGCAAGACCUUUUCGUACACGAGAUUAUGCUGGAACCGUUCUACCAAAGCUGCGUCCGCUACUCGCAGAGCUUGUCCGGUAAUGCGGACUACAUUAACAGCUUGGCCGACUUGCGCAACAAGGGUCCUGAAGCGGUCGAAGCAAUCGAACCGGCAAGGCUAGGCAUUAAUGUGGAGCUGACCAAUGUAACGGAGCGUGGGCCAACAACUGAGCGAGUGAGUGAGUGACUGACUGACUGACAUACUAAGCCUGGCAAAGGAGGAAAACGAUGGAAAAUAAAGCUCUGGCGCUGCUAAUAACUCAUGUUUCUGGGAAACUCUUUCUUGGCCAUGUAACAUUUCGUUAUUUUCACCUUGAAAACGAGCAGCAGGCUACAGAGAUCACUACUAGCAACCGAAAGUGCACCAUGAAGAGUACUCACUUGGGCUGUAGCGUAUGUGUGAUGUGUUAGUGAGCAUGUUCAUCGGAGGUCUGUCACGUAGAUGAGGGCAAGAAGGAGCAUGCAAGGCAAAAGGGAAGAAACGUUGCAAUUAAGGGAAAGAAUGAAAAGCAGCGGAAAUACUACUGCCGAAAGAGUCGGAGUAGACAGCGCCACGCCACCAACCUGAGCCUUUGUAGGAUGGAUCUUUCUGGAAUUUCUAUAAAACGAUGUAGAAGCUUUUCUGGAUAACCCUUUAUUCGUGAUUACAGUAAGGAAUAGCCGAGGCAGAAAGGUUAAAACAUGAAAAAGACAAAAAGAGGCACAUA